GGUUAUUGAUUGCUGUUUCCACAACUGUAUGAUUUACUGGGGGGCGGACGAGGAUUUAACCCACUGUAAAGUUUGCACAUUUCCUCGGUGGAAACCUGUAACGAAAAGCAAUUCGGCCAAAAGAAGGGCUAACGUUCCGUACAAAAAAAUGUUUUAUUUCCCUUUAACUCCGAGGCUGCAAAGAUUGUACGCUUCCAAAGCCACAGCUAAACAUAUGACAUGGCACGCUGAACAUGAAAUGGAAGACGAGAAGAUGUGUCAUCCUUCUGACUCUCCGGCUUGGAAACGGUUCAGUGAGUUGCAUACAGAUUUUGCUGACGAAACAAGAAAUAUCAGGCUAGGCUUAUGUACUGACGGGUUUCAACCAUUUGGUAGUUUUGGGAAAAAUUAUUCUUCCUGGCCAGUUAUUGUGACGCCGUAUAAUCUGCCUCCUGGCAUGUGCAUGAAGGAUGAGUUUAUGUUUCUAACAAUACUUGUCCCGGGACCCGGUAAUCCAAAAAACCAUAUGGAUAUUUUCCUGCAGCCAUUAAUAGCGGAGUUGAAUCAGUUGUGGGAAUCUGGAAUCCGGACAUAUGACAUUCAAAAACGGCAGAAUUUUCAAAUGAGGGCGGCGCUUAUGUGGACAAUUAAUGACUUUCCCGCUUAUUCAAUGUUGUCCGGUUGGAGCACAUCAGGAAGAUUGGCAUGUCCGCAUUGUAUGGAAAAUACUGAGGCUUUCACGUUGCCCGAGAGUGGAAAACAAUCGUGGUUUGAUUGCCACAGAAAGUUUUUACCUACAGGUCACCAUUUCCGUCGGAAUGUUACCGAAUUCCGAAAAGGCAAACAAGUUAGACAUCAAUUUGGAGGUGUGAGGACUGGAGAUGAAGUGUUAGCAGAGGUGGACGGUUUGGGGUUUAAGAGGGCCUAUGAGAAUGAUGCUAAGGCUACGAAUGAUGAACUAUCUAAAGGCCGUGGUUGGAACCGAAAAAGUAUAUUUUGGGAUUUACCGUAUUGGAGGACAAAUGUGAUCCGGCAUAAUCUCGAUGUCAUGCAUAUUGAGAAAAAUGUAUUUGACAACGUUUUCAAUACCGUGCUCAAUGUACCUGGUAAGACGAAAGAUACGGCAAAAUCUCGGGCAGAGUUGAAUAAAAUUUGUGAUCGUCCUGGCCUGGCACAAGAUGAGGAAACUGGUAGAUAUCCAAAGGCUUUGUAUGCUUUGGACAGAGAUUUAAAAAAGAUUUUGUUAGAAUGGAUUCAAAAGUUAAAGUUUCCAGAUGGUUACGUGUCCAACUUGUCUAGGUGCGUUGAUUUAAACAGUUUAAAGAUGAUGGGCAUGAAAAGUCAUGAUUGUCAUGUCUUCAUGCAACGACUUUUGCCAAUUGCUCUUCGGGAGCUUCUUCCGGCAGAAGUGUGGGAGCCUUUAACAGAGUUGAGUAUAUUCUUCAGAGAGUUAACCGCCACAUCGCUGAAAAAGGCAGAUCUUCAGAGAUUAGAGCUUGAUAUCCCGAAGAUACUGUGCAAGUUGGAACGUAUAUUUCCGCCGAGUUUUUUUGAUUCGAUGGAACAUCUCCCCGUACACCUUCCAUACGAAGCUAUGAUGGCAGGACCUGUUCAGUAUCGUUGGAUGUAUCCGUUUGAAAGAUACCUGAGAAAACUCAAAAAUAAGGUUUCGAAUAAAGGCAGAGUGGAAGGAAGCAUUAGCAGCGGAUAUCUACUGGAGGAAACAGCAAAAUUUGCAUCUUUUUAUUUCAAGGAUGGUGAUCCGAUGGUACCAUGUCGGAUGCAAAGAAAUGAAGUUUGCGAAAUGGACGUUGAUGAUGAUUUCGACAGAUUAAAUAUUUUCAAACCAAAAGGGCGACCUGUAGGUGCUUGUCGGAACAGAUAUCUGGAUGAUGCUGAAUAUGUUGCUGCCCGAAGCUACAUCCUUUUGAAUUGCCCUGAAAUCGAACCUUACAGAGAGUAAGUCUUAAUAUACAAAUUUAAGUUCAGUAUUGAAGAAUUUGAUACAAAUUGUAUUAAUUCGCUCGUAUUCUUGUAAAAAGAGUUUUUGAAGGCGAGUUGUAUGAAUUCAACCCCGAAAUUACACAGACCGAAGUUGUAGUCAAAUUGGAGAGGGAAUUCGCCUUUUGGUUCGAGCAAUAUGUGAAAGACCCAACUGUCAGUACCAAUCCCUAUAUUCUAAGUCUUGCAAAGGGACCGCUUAGAUCGGUCAAAACAUUCAAGGGGUACUGUGUGAACGGGUUUAAAUUCAAUACUGAAGAAUAUGGGGAGGAUCGGGUCACAAUGAAUAGCGGAGUCUGUGUAAAAGGAUCACUCUACGGCCCAGCUGAAAGCGACUUUUAUGGAGUGUUGACUGACAUUAUUGAGUUAGAGUAUCCAGCUCUACCAAUAAAGAGGACGGUUUUAUUUAAAUGUAAUUGGUUUGAUCCUACAAAAACGGUUGGUAUGUUAGUCCAUCCUCGGUAUAACAUAGUGGAUGUUAAUCACAGAAGGAGAUACAACAAAUAUGAACCUUUCAUUUUAGCUGAACAGUCCGACCAAGUACAUUACUUACC
Molecule: messenger RNA, 2534 nt
Organism: Mercurialis annua (annual mercury)
Lineage: Eukaryota; Viridiplantae; Streptophyta; Magnoliopsida; Malpighiales; Euphorbiaceae
Exons: 3
Coding region: 29-1942 (637 amino acids)
Source: RefSeq, a predicted model, not a curated record